AUGGGUCCCGGGGCUGUGUCCCUGACCUGGAGGACUCCUAAGGACUUGGGAGGUCGGAAGGAGGUCAUGUAUUCGGUGGCAUGUAAAGAGUGUAUGAGCGGACGCUGCCUCCGGUGCGGGGACGGAGUUACGUUCAGACCCGGCCAGGUACAACUCACCCAGACACGUGUCCAUCUCACUGGGCUCCUACCAGGAGUGGCCUACACCAUGGAGGUGCAUUCAACCAACAAAGUGUCUGAAAUGAGCUCUGAACAGCCGAAACACGCCUCUCUGAACCUCAGCAUCAGCCAAUCAGUGCCAUCUGCUGUGCCCAUAAUACACCAAGUCAGCCGGUCCACUCAGAGUAUCACCCUAUCUUGGCCCGAACCGGAACAGCCAAACGGCAAGGUCCUUGACUAUCAGCUGCGUUACCGUGAAAAGGUACCCGCUACAAGUGCCUCUCAAUGCACUGUUGUGACUGUUCGUUCUCCUUCUAUCCAGGCUGACGAAGGGGAGUCUCUGUCCCUGAUCAGUGAAAUAAAUACAGCCACAGUUGGAGGUCUUAACCCCGGAGCGAUUUAUGCCUUCCAGGUGAGAGCCAGGACGGAUCGCGGCUAUGGGGCCUACAGCGGAAACAUGUACUUCCAGACUCUGCUAAGCGGUGGUGAACAGGCGGAAGUAAGACAAGACAAGCUACCUCUUAUCGUUGGAUCCUGCCUGGGUGCUUUGGCUUUCAUAGGAAUCUCCAUCAUUCUCAUCCUUAUCCUUCUAUUCAAGAGGUCAGUACGAAGAGAAACUCCAUACACUGACAGACUGCAGCACUACAUCAGUUCAAGAGGUUUAGGAGUGAAGUAUUACAUUGACCCUUCAACGUAUGAGGACCCCACCGAAGCUGUGCGAGAGUUCGCUCGAGAAAUCGAUGUAUCCUUCGUAAAGAUAGAAGAGGUGACGGGAACAGGAGAGUACGGCGAUGUGUGUCGCGGCCGCCUUUGUCUUCCAGGAAAACGUGAGAUAGCCGCGUGUAUCCGCACAUUGCGCUCAGGGAGUGGAGACAAGGAACGCGGGGAAUUCCUCAGUGAAGCAAGCAUUAUGGGACAGUUUGACCACCCCAAUGUUGUGCGCCUUGAAGGGGCUGUGACCCGCAGUCGCCCCAUAAUGAUCCUUACAGAGUACAUGGAGAACGGGGCGCUGGAUGCAUAUCUCCGGCAAUGUGAAGGUGGUCUGUCGGCCCUGCAGGUGGUCUCCAUGCUGCGUGGAGUGGCGUCCGGCAUGCGUUAUCUGUCGGAGAGAAGUUACAUUCACAGGAAUCUGGCCGCUCGCAGCGUUUUGGUGAAUGGACAGCUGGUGUGCAAACUAAAAGUUUAUACUUUAACGUUGAGUUAUCUGUCCUCAAAAUGGAAGACAUUUGCUACUUUGUUUCAGGUUGGCAGACAGUCGUUACGUUGGAUGGCACCUGAAGCUCAUCAGCAGAGGAAGUUCUCCAGCUCUAGUGAUGUGUGGAGCUACGGGAUUGUCAUGUGGGAAGUGGCAUCCUACGGAGAAAGGCCAUACUGGGACAUGAGCAAUCAGGAGGUGUUGGAUGCCAUUGAGCAGGAGUACCGCCUUCCUCCGCCCCCUGACUGCCCAAGCGUCCUGCACCUCCUAAUGUUAGACUGCUGGCAGCGGGAUCGUUCUCAGAGGCUGCGUUUUGAUCAGAUUGUCAGCUCUUUGGAUCGGAUGAUUAGAAACCCCAAUUGUUUAAAAACAGUAGGGGUUUCAAAUAGUAGGUGA
Messenger RNA from Staurois parvus, 1749 nucleotides. NCBI's taxonomy places the organism in Eukaryota, Metazoa, Chordata, Amphibia, Anura, Ranidae. The record is from the annotation of a GenBank genome assembly.